This is a messenger RNA of Anopheles cruzii, 2164 nucleotides long. RefSeq names its product tRNA (cytosine(34)-C(5))-methyltransferase (gene Nsun2). Gene Ontology annotation, cellular component: nucleus; cytoplasm. The transcript is spliced from 5 exons. The coding region runs from base 20 to 2164 and encodes 714 amino acids. The record is from RefSeq and is a predicted model, not a curated record. NCBI's taxonomy places the organism in Eukaryota, Metazoa, Arthropoda, Insecta, Diptera, Culicidae. Gene Ontology annotation, molecular function: tRNA (cytidine-N5)-methyltransferase activity; tRNA binding. Gene Ontology annotation, biological process: tRNA methylation.
CAACGUGCGCAACGUGAAAAUGGGAAAACCGAAGCAUAUGACCAACAAGCAGAAUCCGUUCGCGAAGAAAAAGCGCCAUAAUAAGGCCAAGUCGACAGAAGAGCGACCAGCACGGCGCGAAAAGCCGUACGAAAGCAUCGUGCCCGAGAAUGAGUCGUUCGAGGCGUACUACAAACACCAGCGCGUCUGCGAAGAGUCCGAGUGGCCCCAGUUCAUGGAGCACCUGCGGCGCACGCUACCGGUCACGUUCCGCAUUACCGGCUCGAAGGCCCAGGCGAAGCUGCUGCUGAAGAUCACGAAAGAAAGCUUCUUCACCGAAUACCUGCGGGCGGUGGGCGAGUUGCGCAAGCAGCAGACGGAAGAAGCCACGGGUGACCGGGUGGAGCCGCCCCACUCGCUCGGUUGGUACCCGAACGAGCUGGCCUGGCAGUUGGAGCUGUCGCGCAAGGAUAUUCGCCGCUCGGAGCCUCUUUUUAAGCUGCACAAUUUCCUCAUCUCCGAGACCAACUCGGGCAACAUCAGCCGCCAGGAGGCGGUCUCGAUGAUUCCGCCCCUCGUGUUGGACGUGCAGCCGCACCACCGGGUGCUGGAUAUGUGCGCUGCUCCGGGCUCGAAGACGGCGCAGCUAAUCGAAGCCCUGCACGGCGCGGUCGUGGAGGGCCCGUCGACCCGAUGCCCGUCCGGUUUCGUGAUGGCCAACGAUGUGGACAAUAACCGCUGCUACAUGCUGGUGCACCAGGCGAAGCGCCUCAACUCGCCCUGCUUCAUGGUGACCAAUGAGGACAGUGCGUCGUUUCCGACGCUGGAAGUCACACUGCCGGACGGCACCGUCGGCCCACUGCAGUACGAUCGCGUCCUGUGCGACGUGCCCUGCUCGGGCGAUGGAACGAUGCGCAAAAAUCCGGACAUCUGGACCAAGUGGAGCCUCAACCAGGCCAACAACCUGCACGGGUUGCAGCAUCGCAUCGUGAAGCGCGGCGCCGAGCUACUGGCCGUCGGUGGCAAGCUCGUUUACUCGACCUGCUCGCUCAAUCCGAUCGAAAACGAAGCGGUCCUACACCGGCUGCUGAAGCAGAGCGACGGCGCACUGGAGAUCGUCGACUGUGCCGAUCUUCUGCCCACGCUCCGGUACCGCAAGGGCAUGACGUACUGGGAACCGGCCACCAAGGACCUAAAGUACUACAAAUCGUUCGCGGAGGUACCGGAAAAUCAGCGCACCGUCGUCCGGCCGGACAUGUUCCCGCCGGCGUCCGAGGAGGAAGCGACCGGCAAGUAUCAUCUCGAUCGGUGUUUGCGCAUCUUGCCGCAUCACCAAAAUACGGGCGGGUUCUUUAUUGCGCUGCUGGAGAAGAAAAAACCGCUACCCUGGGAGACGACCGUGGCCGCCGACAGCGGUGAGUGCGAAGCAACCGCAACGCCAAAGUCAGAGGGCCAAAGUGCGCCACCGGCACCGAAAAAGGCUCGCUUCAUGCGUGGCUUCAAAGAGGAUCCGUUCGUGUUUUUCGAGCAGAACGAUGAAGUGUUUGCCUCGAUCAAUCGUUUCUACGAACUGGACAAAGAUUUCGAUCCACGCAAUUUCUUAACUCGCUGCCGCGUUGGAAAGAAGAAGAACAUUUACUUCUGUUCCGGCACCGUCCGCGACGUGGUGGAGAGGAACGAGAAACGGGUCAAGUUUAUCAAUCUGGGUGUUAAAACGUUCGUCCGGUGUGACAACCGGAACAUGCAGUGCGAGUUCCGGCUCGCAUCGGAAGGACUCGCCAACGUGAACGGAUUCAUUGGCCCGCAGCGCCGUGUGACGGUAGAGCCGGACGACCUGAUCAAACUGCUUUCCUGCACCGAUCCGACUCGACCGCCCGAGAUCUCCUCGCUGGCCGAAAAGACGCAGCAGAAUCUGAAAGAUUUCGAUUCCGGUUGCUGCAUACUGGAGUGUCAGCUAGAGGAUCUCCCACUGGCCACCGUCGGAUGGAAGGGUACGCUCAGCCUGCGGGCGUACGUCGAUCAGCACGACACGGUGCAUCUGCUCCGGCUUCUCGGUGGAGAUGUUUCAAAGUUCGAGAAGAACAAAUUCCAGGACAAACUUCAGCUCGAAGACACAGCCGAAGACGGUACGGAUGGUGUGGCCCCAACAGAAGAGCAGCCAGAUGAGGCGGCGAAUGACGAGUAG